CUCCAGUGGGUCCCGCUCUGGAUGGCCCCCAACACCAUCACCCUGCUCGGCCUCGCGAUCAACCUGCUCACCACGCUCGUGCUCAUCUCCUACUGCCCCACGGUCACCGAGGAGGCACCAUACUGGACAUACCUUUUAUGUGCACUGGGGCUCUUUAUCUACCAGUCACUGGAUGCUAUUGAUGGAAAACAAGCCAGAAGAACAAAUUCUUGUUCUCCAUUAGGAGAACUUUUUGACCAUGGUUGUGACUCUCUUUCCACAGUAUUUAUGGCAGUUGGCGCCUCAAUCGCUGUUCGCUUAGGAACUCAUCCUGACUGGUUGUUUUUCUGCUCAUUUAUUGGGAUGUUCAUGUUUUAUUGUGCUCAUUGGCAGACUUACGUUUCAGGCGUGUUGAGAUUUGGAAAAGUGGAUGUAACUGAAAUUCAGCUAGCUUUAGUGAUGGUCUUUCUGUUGUCUGCAUUUGGAGGACCGACAAUGUGGGACUAUACGAUACCCAUUCUAGAUAUAAAAUUGAAGAUCUUUCCAGUUCUUGGAGUAGUAGGUGGAGCAAUAUUUUCCUGUUCAAAUUAUUUCCAUGUUAUUCUCCAUGGUGGCGUUGGCAAGAAUGGAUCCACUAUAGCAGGUACCAGUGUCUUGUCACCUGGACUCCACAUAGGACUGAUUAUUAUACUGGCAAUAAUGAUAUACAAAAAGUCAGCAACUAAUGUGUUUGAAAAGCACCCUUGCCUUUAUACCCUAAUGUUUGGGUGUGUAUUUGCUAAAGUCUCACAAAAAUUAGUGAUAGCUCACAUGACCAAAAGUGAACUGUACCUUCAAGACACUGUCUUUUUUGGUCCAGGUCUUUUGUUUUUAGACCAGUACUUUAAUAAUUUUAUAGACGAAUAUGUUAUUCUAUGGAUAGCCAUGGCCAUUUCUUCAUUUGAUAUGAUAAUAUACUUCAGUGCUUUGUGCCUGCAAAUUUCAAGACACCUUCAUCUAAAUAUCUUCAAGACUUCGUGUCAUCAAGCACCUGAACAGGUUCAAGUUCUUUCUUCAAAGAGUCAUCAGAAUAACAUGGACUGAAGAGACUUUCGAACGUUUGCCAUCUCUUGCUGCUGCUAUUUCAUGAAAGAAGAUAUUGAACAUUUGUUUAAUUUUUAGUUAAGUGUUACACAUAUUUCAGCAAAUAAAAUAUUUCAGUGCUUACAUUAA
Molecule: messenger RNA, 1191 nt
Organism: Tupaia belangeri chinensis (Chinese tree shrew)
Lineage: Eukaryota; Metazoa; Chordata; Mammalia; Scandentia; Tupaiidae
Gene: CHPT1
Product: choline phosphotransferase 1
Biological process (GO): phospholipid biosynthetic process
Cellular component (GO): Golgi apparatus; endoplasmic reticulum membrane
Molecular function (GO): diacylglycerol cholinephosphotransferase activity
Source: RefSeq, a predicted model, not a curated record